Molecule: messenger RNA, 620 nt
Organism: Cherax quadricarinatus
Lineage: Eukaryota; Metazoa; Arthropoda; Malacostraca; Decapoda; Parastacidae
Source: RefSeq, a predicted model, not a curated record
GUGACACGGGUGUGGGAGGUUGACUGCUGGUCUCGGCUCUCUAUUUGACCCAAGGGGAGAGGUCAAAAAAAAAAAUGGAAAACUGAAUCGAGUAAGGCUCGGGUAGCUGUCUUGAAAUGGAGUGUUGGAUCUCUCAAGGAAUUGGGAAAUCGGCCGAAUCAUUCAUUGAAAUCAUCAAAGGUGUAAUGGAAGCGGUAUCGUCAGAAACUGUUGAAGUUGACACCACACGUAAUGUCCGCUUCCCAGAGUAUUAAGUCUCACUACAGUGAUAAGCAACAUCUCUAUGCUCCAUUCUUGGAAAGUGGUCAAACUUCGUGCUUUCCCCCACGAGUCAAAUUCAGUCCCUACAUUGCCUACAUCAUGGAGUUGAGACAGGAGGCCCAUGCACCUCCCACGAUCAACCAGGACCCAGAAGUAAGUCUCCUUCAAGGAUCUAAUAGCCAAGACUCCUACAGAUCACUUCAGAUAUUCGGGCUUGGGCACAUUCCUCCAUGUUGGCACCUAGCAAAUUGCAACUUAUAUUUCCUUCUCGUCUAUUGUUAGUAGCUCAUUACCACAAUGACUUCAGCUCGUGGAUUUUUGGAGCCCGCUACCCAGACCACUUGCCGAUACACUUUGAC